UCCACCUUAGCAGUCACAGACGUGAUGCAAGACUGCCAGAGCGAAGAGACUCACAUCAAAUGCCUAAGAACAUUCACAACUCACUACAGAAAUGAUCCGACUCAACAACACCCAAUUUUUCCACUUCCUGCACCGGGCCGAUGCCUUACGUCGCUCGGGUUCACUGUGUGACGCCGUCAUCACUGUAAACCAUCACACUUUUCGGGCUCACCGUCUGGUGCUGGCUUGUGCCAGCAGCAGACUUGCACGGACACUCGAUCAAAAAGAGACUGACCACCAGGUCCAAUGCACACUGGAGGACAUCUCGCCCAGAACCUUCCAGCAGGUCCUGGACUUUGUAUACACGCAGACUUUGGAGGUGUCUGUGGACGACCUGCGGCAGCUAGUCGCAGCUGCUCGGACGUUGGAGAUGUGGCCGCUGGAGGAAGAGUGUCAGCAUCACUUGGACGCGCUCCUCCGCGAGACAGAGGAGGAUGGCCACAGACUGGAAAAGGGAAGAGCCAGCCAUGAUAAAACAGAUGUAAAGAAGAAGAGAAGAGAGGAGGACAAACUCCAAGACGACAGAAAAAAGUCAGCAUCCACUUUUAGCAGAGACAGCGUCAUCACCAGCUCAGUGUCCCACAUGAUGCCUUCAUCUUCUUGGACGUUCCCAAGCCACAUGUGGAGCUCCGUGAGCACCCUGAGGCGCAUAGCAGAAAACUACUCCAACUUCAUAGCAGCUCAGCCCUCUGCAGCGCACGCCAUCACGCUCCCCGACCCCCGAUACACCAACGCAGCAGCUGCCCACUGCUCUGCCAUGGUGAGCUUGCACGCACGCUACACACAACAUCACUACACUGCCUCCGUAGGGACGGCGAGCAGCACCAAGCAAGAGCUACACGCAGGAAAGAAGGCCAGACUGAGGGCAGACAAGAACAUUGAGUUGAGUUACCCGAAUGUGCUGCGAGUUGACACAGUUAAAGCCUGCACACACAGCAGAGAUGCGGUGCAGCCGGAGUCAGCCUCCUCACCAGCAGGGGAAUCAAGUGGAAGGUGUAUACUCUUUGGGAAAGAUCCCCAAUCCAAUGCACAAGACCACAGAGGAGAAAGACAAUACCAGUGCCAACACUGUUCCAAAAAGUUUAGUCUCAAACAUCAACUAGACACACACCAUCGAGUUCACACAGGUGAAAAACCCUUUGAGUGUCGUCUGUGUGGUCAGCGCUCUCGGGACUUCUCGGCCAUGAUCAAGCAUCUGCGGACCCACGGUGGUGCGUCUCCAUACCAGUGCACCUUGUGUCUCGAGUUCUGCAACAGCCUGGUCGCCAUGCAGAGGCACGUCAGGAGCCACCCGUUGCACGACUUCCCCCAGGACUGGAGCAUCAGCAGCACUUACCUGUACACAUCACAUGCGAGUCAACACAGCAGGAAUAAUGCGGAAGAGUGUUAAAAAGACUCUUACCUUUUUAUUCUUCUUGGGACAAGUGUUUUACACACACCUCACAAAACAGUGAAAAGAAACAUUUAAAGUGAAAAUUAUCUCAAACGGCCUUAUGUAUAAACAUAAGGUCACAGUAUUGCAAUAAAACAUCUUUCUAUUAUAUAUCCUUCAUGUUUC
Molecule: messenger RNA, 1597 nt
Organism: Nerophis ophidion (straightnose pipefish)
Lineage: Eukaryota; Metazoa; Chordata; Actinopteri; Syngnathiformes; Syngnathidae
Gene: zbtb32
Product: zinc finger and BTB domain containing 32
Exons: 5
Coding region: 92-1429 (445 amino acids)
Biological process (GO): regulation of transcription by RNA polymerase II
Molecular function (GO): protein binding; RNA polymerase II cis-regulatory region sequence-specific DNA binding; DNA-binding transcription factor activity, RNA polymerase II-specific
Source: RefSeq, a predicted model, not a curated record